Molecule: messenger RNA, 3770 nt
Organism: Mustela erminea (ermine)
Lineage: Eukaryota; Metazoa; Chordata; Mammalia; Carnivora; Mustelidae
Product: cytochrome P450 2B11-like
Exons: 9
Coding region: 1045-2355 (436 amino acids)
Biological process (GO): xenobiotic metabolic process
Cellular component (GO): cytoplasm; intracellular membrane-bounded organelle
Molecular function (GO): oxidoreductase activity, acting on paired donors, with incorporation or reduction of molecular oxygen, reduced flavin or flavoprotein as one donor, and incorporation of one atom of oxygen; heme binding; iron ion binding
Source: RefSeq, a predicted model, not a curated record
GUCACUCUCCAUUCCCCCAUCCCCUCAGCCCCCAGCAGUCACCAAUCUGCUUUCAGUCUCUAUGGCUUGCCUGGUCUGUGUAUUUCAUAUAAAUGGAAUCAUACAAUAUGUGCUCUGUUGUGUCUGGCUUCUGUCACCCAGCAUCAUAUUUUGGAAGUUCAUCCACACUGUAGACCAUUGCUGUCCUCGUUUCCAAAGACUCUCUCUACUGCUUCCUUUGGGGCAAGGGUCUCCUCGGCCCACAACUCCCUGAGCUGCAUGGGAGCUAUGCUGGGGCCUUGGAUUCCCCGAUAGCGCCCUUCAAUCCCCCUGACACUCAAAUAAACAUCCAAAGCCUAGUCAGAUGGGGAUCCAUGCUAUUCUAUGUGAGACCCAUCUAUUGUCAGGUCACUAGGGAUCUUUCUGGAAGGUGAGAACUUCUUCACUGCCAGGUCAGUUCCAAGAAGGCAAAAUAUUUGCUGAGGAAUGAAUGAAUGAAUGAAUGAAUGGUUGAAUCAGGCAACCCAAAGGCACCCUCAACACGGAGCUAGACUUCCCCCAUCAGACCUUGUCUUUGUCUUCAUAUCUCAUCUUCUUCUGACGACCAGAACAAGUUUCUGUUCCCAAAGAACACAGGAUGUACCAGUUCUGCCUUCUAGCUAUUCUCAGUCUCUCAUGAUGCAAUGCCACCCUUUGAGAAAACUGGCCAAGAGCCAUCCUUGUGGUGUAACCUUCCCUCACCAACCUCUAUGUGUUCCACAGGCUGACGCCACUACCCUACCUACAGGAAGGUAUUCCAGGUUCAAGGGCACUGUCUGCUAAGAUACCUCCAGGCAGCCAGAGGCCAAUAGAAGGCUGGUUUUGGGACCCGUGUAAGAUGCUAAACAUCCUGGCUUCUGCAGCACCUGCCAACUUUGGGCUCCCUGUUGCUGGAGAGUUCCCAAGAGCUGUCCCAAGGUAGAUUUAUGACACACCCGCCCCCACCAACCCAAAAAAGUGACAAACAACAGAGCAGCCUCCCUUUAAAGAGGGGCAGCAGGAUGGAAAGCAGACACAGCCAGGACCAUGAUGCUGUCAACUGUCCUGUUUCUCGGUGUCCUCACUGGCCUCUUGCUACUCUGGGGUCACCCAACCUCCCGGGGAUGCCUCCCUCCAGGACCUUGGCUUUUGCCCUUCCUGGGGAACAUUUUGCAAAUAGACCACCAGGGCUUUCUCAAGACCUUCCAGUUGCUGCAGAAGAAAUACGGGGAGGUCUUCACAGUCUACCUGGGACCCUGGCCUGUUGUCAUCCUGUGUGGGUACAAGGGAGUGAAAGAGGCUCUGGUGGAUCAAGCUGAGGCUUUCUCUGGCCGAGGACACAUCGCCAUCAUCGAUCCCUUCUUCAAGGGGAGAGGUGUGGCCUUUGCCCAUGGAAAGUCUUGGAAGGUCCUUCGGCAGUUCUCUCAGCUCACCAUGAGAGAGUUCGGGACGGGGAAGCAGAGCAUUGAGAAGCAAAUCCAGGAGGAGGCUCAGCGUCUGGUGGAGGAGCUCCAGAAAUCCCAGGGGGCCUAUCUGGAUCCCACCUUCUUCUUUCACUCCGCCAUGGCUAACAUCAUCUGCACUAUCAUCUUUGGCCAGCGCUUCAAUAACCAGGCCCCUGGAUUCCUACAGUUGCUACAUUUAAUGAAUGAUAUCUCCGAUCUUUCCAGCUCUUUCUAUAGCCAGAUGUUUGAAGUCUUCUCCGGCAUCCUGAAAUACUUUCCGGGCAUCCACAGGGACGUGUACAGCAAAGUCCAAGAAAUUGAAGAUUUUGUCAUUAAGAACAUCCAGAGGCACCAGGAAAUGCUGGACCCCAGUGCCCCAAAGGACUUCAUCGAUUCCUUCCUGGUCUGCAUGGACAAGGAGAGCUCUGAUCCUGAGAGCGAGUUUCACUUUAAGAACCUUGUCUACACGGUUGUCUCGCUGUUUCUCGCCGGCACAGAGAGCUCCAGAAACACUCUCUUGCAUGGAUUUGUACUCCUUCUUAAGAACCCUGAUGUUGUAGAGGAAGUCCAAGAGGAGAUUGACAGAGUGAUUGGCUCACACCAUCUCCCAGCCCUUGAAGAUCGGGCGAAAAUGCCUUACACAGACACCGUCAUCCAUGAAAUUCAGAGAUUCAGUGACGUCCUCCCCCUUGGUGUUCCGCGCUGUGUCAUCAAGGACACUCACUUCCGGGGAUAUCAUCUCCCUAAGGGCACCACUGUGUAUCCCUUCUUGAGCUCUGUCCUCCAUGACCCAUGCCACUUUGAGAAGCCAGAAACGUUCCACCCUGGCCACUUCCUGGAUGCGGAGGGCAACUUCAGGACGCAGGAGACCUUUAUCCCAUUCUCCCUAGGUAAUUGGGGCCAUGAACCGUAAGACUCAGGCUCAGCUGGGGCAGGUGGCCAGAAGGAAAGCUGUGGAGGCUGUCCUCUAACUUUAGAAGGUGGCUGAUUUGUGUGGGAUGGAGGUUGUUCAAGAGCCAUUGAUGGGCCAGCCCAGGCAUCCUCCAGUAGGGGUGAGAUUGGGUUGCUGGCACUAAACUCAUAGGGAAUCAGUGGGAGUGGAAGAUGGAACAGAGAGAGCCAGGUCGAAACUACUGCCUUUUAGGACCUUGCCUGGGAAGUCUGGUAUGCAUUCCACUGGCCAGGGCAGCUACAAAUUCCACCCAGAUUCCAGAGGAGGAGAAAGAAGUGACAUUGAAUAACCAACAAUUCACAUAAUUAACAAAGCAGGAGACCAUCAACAAACAUGCACCUAUUUACAAAUUACUACUUAGGGUACCCAGGACCUUACACUGUGUCAGAGACUUUGCCUCUUGUCAGUAAUUUAUUUUAAAUUAUGUAUCAGUCUAUUUAUCUUUCCAAAAUGUAAAGUGUUUUGCAGUUGAAGAGCACUUUAUAAUUACAGAGGUAUUUGAUGUGGACAGAUUAUUUUGCAUUUAAAAAUAUUGUUUGCCUUUAGCAAAACUCUUUGAGGCAGAGUGUUCUGUAGUAUACAGAACUCCUUGUUGUUUACAGAACAUUCUGUAGUUUUUAAGUAGUUUGACAUUUACAAAGCACUUUACCACUUACAAAGAUUCCAAAUGGCACAUGGGCUAGAGUAUUUGUAAACACUGCACGUGGUCUAUACAGCAUUUUGUAACAUAAAAAUUUUUCUGUUUACAAAAGAUCUUAGCAGAGUGGCAGGGUGCAUUGUAAUAAAGUGAUUUUUUUUCCAUUUGACAAAGUGCAUAUUUAUUAAUUCCUUUGUAGCAUUCACAGAGAAGUUGUCAUUCAUGAAGGGCUUUAUUUCUACCUAUAGUACAAGUCAAAAUAGAACAGCACUUGAUCAAGGUUUAAAAAUAAAGCCCUUGGGCAGUUUACAAAUCCUCCAGGUUUCAUCUGAUGUUAGGAUGCUGAGAUGGUGAUUAGGCAGCAAAUCAGGGAGAGAUGUCUCUGCCCAGUGGGAACUGACAUCAAGUCGGGGAGAAAAUAAAAAAAUAAAAUCAUAGCAGACAGUGAUGAGCGCUAUGAAGAGAGCUCAGAACUGAUGAAAAUAGGAAAUGAAUAGGAAGAAGUGGGGAGCAAAUUCAGAGCAACAGUGUUCAGUCACAGAACACUGCAAAAGACCUCCCAAACCAACCAGCUAUUUAUAAGGUGCUUUCCUGCUUACAAAGCACUUUUGAAGUCACCAUCACACUUGAUUCUUAAGAUAGCUUUGGGAGAUGAGUAAAUACUAUGAGUAAAUAUCAUAAACUAUUUUUUACUUAUUAUUUUUUUAGAGAGGGCAGGGGGAGGGCCAGAGAGAGAGAA